Molecule: messenger RNA, 1171 nt
Organism: Pieris napi
Lineage: Eukaryota; Metazoa; Arthropoda; Insecta; Lepidoptera; Pieridae
Exons: 1
Coding region: 68-820 (250 amino acids)
Source: RefSeq, a predicted model, not a curated record
UAAAUAAAAUGGAACGACUUAGAAUCACAAUAAUCAGUCGCUUUCAAGCCGCUGAUCAAAGGUAAUAAUGUCUUUGAAGGGCAAAGUUGUUAUUAUCACCGGUGCAAGUGCCGGUAUUGGUGCAGCAAUCGCUAUUGAAUUUUCUAAAAAGAAUUCCGAUGUCAUUCUUGUGGGAAGAAACGAAACUAGACUCAACGAAGUUGCCAUGCAGUGUGAAGCAAAUGGAUGUUAUCCGACUGUCAUUAACGCAGAUAUAACAAUUGAUAGCGAGGCGGCAAAGGUCAUACAAGAAACAGUAAAAAAGUUUAAUAAAAUUGAUAUUUUGAUAAACAACGCUGGAAUUCUUCGGAAGAGUAGUCUUAUAGACGGCAGUUUCUUAGAAGCGUUUGAUGAAAUUCUCAAAUUGAAUUUGCGAGCUGCGGUGCAUUUGGUUAAUCUGGCAACCCCACACCUUAUUGCAAGCAAAGGAAAUAUUGUCAAUAUAUCCGGUGUUGCAGGUAGACAGAUACUUGGUGUAGAUUAUGCAGCAUAUAGCAUGUUAAAGGCUGGUUUAGACCACUUCACACGUGGCGCUGCCUUAGAACUGGGAAAAUAUGGAGUGAGAGUAAAUACAGUUAGUCCAGGACCUGUGAAAACUGAGAUAUAUGACGGUGCCAGCAUAACUAUUGGUCAAGCAAAGGCAACACUGAAGACUGCCCUCAAUCGUUGGAGUUAUCCAGAAGAAAUUGCUGAUGUUGUUUUGUUUUUAGCUAGUGACAAAGCUGUUGGGGUUACCGGUUCAAAUUACACUGUAGACAAUGGUCUUUUAGUUAUGAAGUAAUUUUUUUGCUAAAGUAAUUUUCCUCUUUUAUCAUAUACAUAUUGUCGUUAAAUAAUUAGCAAUAACAUUUUAACAAAGCUUAUACAUUUAUAAACAAAAUAUUAUGUAAGGCUCUUAGGCUUAUAAGUUUUAUUGUUGUAAAUCCUUAUAAAAAUAAAAAGGCAAACAAACACAUUAAGUAUGUUUGCUAACGUUGCAUUAUAUGUUAAUAUCAUAUGUAUAAUAUUCCAGGCUUCAAAAACAAUAAACAAAUGUAGAUAUGUGCCUAAAAUACACAUGGUAAUUAAAAAUAUGUUGUUUUAAUCAUUAUUGAUAAUUGUUAUCAACGCUUUAUUUUAAACAGGCAGUAUU